Plasmodium knowlesi strain H is the source of this 7716-nucleotide messenger RNA. Its product is annotated as osmiophilic body protein G377, putative. The record is from RefSeq and is a predicted model, not a curated record. Bases 1 to 7716 code for a protein of 2571 amino acids. The transcript has a single exon. Lineage: Eukaryota; Apicomplexa; Aconoidasida; Haemosporida; Plasmodiidae.
AUGAGGUUCUCGCUGUGCGCGACGCUCCUGUGCCUGCUAUGCGGGCUAGCCAAAUGCCGGAAAGGCUUAAACUUUGAUCAGAUAAUCAAGUACCUAAAGGAAACAAAAGUUAUCCCCGAACAUAUUCCAGACACAUUGGAAGAUGCCAUCCAAAUAGUUCCCCCCUAUAUUAUAUAUAAGUAUAAAGGGAAGAUCUACUACCUACACAAUAAUGUAGAUAUUACCCCCGUAGACGAGAGGAAAACUGAUCCUGUAUUCCCCGUGCACGAGAAUGAGUUAGAAGCCAUAAAUCCAUUGGAGUGUCACCCGGUAGUACCCGGUAUCGAUGGAGCAGUAUCUCCUGUACUUCCAGAAAGUGUCACCUCGGAAGAGGUAGCUGACACGAUAAAGAUGGUUUUAGACGAAGACACAGGAAUUAUGGUGGCAACAAACACUAACGUAAUCAUCGAAAAGGAGAAGCACACCGUAGAAGGAUUCACCAUCCCGCAGGAUGCACAGUGGAGCAGUGAAGAUAAGGAAAAAAACAAAAAUGUGUACUUAUUUGGAGGGGAAAAUAGCACAGUGUAUAAGGUCAAAGAAAUUAUCCAGUAUAAGGAAAAUAAGGAUAUGUGUAAAAACAUCCAGAUCGGUUAUGAACGAUUCUACAGUAAACCUUCAUCUUAUGGUGAUGAUUUGGGAAUUACAUCUGAAGAGAAAAGUCCCAAAAUUGUCCACAAUGUAGACACGAAAGAUUACUCCUCCUUCCUAACUGCCUUACAUAUACUUUUUAGGAAGGAUGAAGAAAUAGGAGUCGAAAAAAUUUACAAAAUAAAUAACAUCCCCAAGACAGAUUUGCUUCUAUUCAUUAAGCAAGCUUACAAAAAUAUUCAUGACACGUUAAAGAAUUAUAUUCUUGUGUCUGGAUUCAGCUUCUACGAUUAUACUUACGACGUGGGCUCUUUUUCUUUAGAUGUGUUCAUGAACGACUUUUUCUUCCUCUCCAAUAAUAACAAUAAAGACAGGGGUACUUUUAAAAAUGUCACCUCUAGCAUCAAGUACGCAUCUACUGCCAAGGACAAAUUAAGUGUCUACAAAAUAGAGAAGGCGAUAAAAGAUUUCCUCGCGGAAUCGAAUCUACGGGUUCUAGAUCUUAAAUUAAUUCAUCAUCUUUUUUCCAGAAAUUUCAUCCUCAAUUGCACUGAAAAUGAUAUAGUAGAUUUCGUGACAAACCUUGUAAACAUCACAGGGGUCGACAUUUCCCCACGGAUCGGAGCUACCAUCUUUGCCUACCUUCUCCAAAAGGUUAAUAUAUACCUAAUGCCCAGUUAUCCCACCAAAACCAGAAAUAGCUACCUGUUAUUUAUGGAGAACAACGAUCUUCUAUUCUUCGUAGAGUCUAUUUACAGAGACAUAUUUAAAAAUUUCUACCGAAUUAGCAACUCCCACGGUGACCUCCCGAAUGCUCAGAAUCUAGACCAGGUGCUAGCCCUUACACCAUGGGUUCAGAAAAUCUAUCCCAAUUUCGGGAGCACCUAUGAUUUCUUAACUAUGAAAUAUGGACUAUCUCUCUUUUACAACACUUACCACAUGAUUAUAAACUUUUUCCAAGGAGACAUCAAGAUGAAACAGAUCCUACUGGAGCAUAAGGAAUCUAAGAAGGUAGAUACGCUGGACAAAUUUCUCAACGAAGUCUUGGCGCUCUUCCCCCAGGGUUCGAGUAGCUCUGUGUGGCCCUCGUCCCUCUUAUCCAUGGCCCAAGUGGAAGAGAAACCCCGUGGACGUGUUCUCAGCGAAGACAAAAUAAGCGGCAUGGGAGAAGAGAGCAAUGAGGAUGACGAUGAGGAUGAUGACGUACCCGAUGACGAAGACGAUGAAGAGUCCAAAGAAGCAAAGGAAGCACAGGAGGAAGCCACCGCAGAUGAGAACCACGCAGAUGUAUACGCACGGGAAAAAAACAAAUACAAUGAACUGAGACAAAUAGUAGAAACAGAACUCAUAAAAGAAAGAAAGGAAUAUGCACAAAAGAAGCACGAUGAGGAGGAAAGGAUAAAAAAAGAGGAACAAGAAAAAAUCGCAGAAACGGAUAAGAAACACGAAUUGGAAACCCAGGCGUUGGAAGCAGAAGAAGCAAAAACGGAACCAGAUGACGAUGCUAAAUUUGAAAAGGAUUAUCAAGCAAGUCGUGAACAAGAGAGGGAAUCUGCAAGACGACGUAUAGAAGCAUCCAUAAAAGAUGGCACUUAUAACGCACACGCAGAAAUUACCAAACCCCCAGACUCAUUUUAUUACAGCACCUCAUUGAAUGCAUUAUAUGAUCAAAUGAAAAAAGAGUAUGAAAAAGGUGUUGAUUCUGGGUUCCAAGUAGUAGCAGAGAUUGAAGCAAAACUGAACCAAGUCUACAAAACGUUGGCGAGAAAAGGCGUCCCUGAUUAUGCUGAGUUGAAAGAUGAAGUAAUAGAAGCCAACCAGAAGCUGUUCGAAGAAUUAAGCACCAAAGUGAAGAACGAAGAAAGUAGAAAAAAAAACAUCCUGGAGUAUAAGUCAGAGUUAGAUACAUGUCUGGAGAAAAUUAUGGCGAAAAAUGAAGACGGACAAUAUAACAUUACCGCAGGACUUAUAAUGCAAAAUUUUAAGAAGUACCAAAAUGAUCUUAUGGAACAAUGUGAAAAAGGAUUCUAUGGAAAAUUUAGAAAAUCUCUUGGGUCGAGAAAAAAAAUAAUGUUGAAAAAAUUAAGAGAAGCUCUCAAGUACUCUAUCAGAAUCAUGCAGGAUCUAGCACCUAGUUACGAUGAGGCAGCAUACACAAAAACCUUCACCGAUAUUUAUAUGACGAAAAAAGAGUCUUACAAAAAAGAUUACAUUACGGCUAGGAGAGUAAUUUCUAAGAACAUGGAUAUAGCAUUCAGGAAGCAUAUCAAACUACACUACGAAGAGAUAGACGUGGAAAUUAGAAAAGAGCUUCAAAUAAUUCGCCAAGAAGCCCUCAAGAAAAUUGAUGAAAUUUACGCAGAGCUUUUUAACAUAGCGCACGUGGAAGUACAAAUAGAUUUGGAGUCUAUAAAAAAUGAAAAACUGAAAAUGAAGAAAAAGGUUUUCCAAAUCGUCAGACAAAAUACCAAUUACCCAAAUGAUUUGAAACUUCUGGAAAGCACCUUAGCCAAAUACAAUGCGGACGAAACUGCAGAGGGGAAGAGCAAAAAAGAUCAACUUAAUGCCGAUAUUACCAAGCUAAAAGCGACAAUCGAAAAGAAUAAAACUGAUGCGGCGAGUCUUAUAACCCACUUUCAAUCCAUUUCAGAGAAGUACGAACAGGUCCUAAUAAAGAUGGAUGCGAUAGACUAUUUGGAAAAACGAUUUAGACUCUUCCGUUUCGAAGUAGCCAAGGAGUACAAAGAUAGCAACCUGCACACCGAUGCGCUGGUUCCCCUUUCGAACAAAGACGCAGGAGAGUACAUAAGAAUUGAAAGUAUCACUAAAGAUCUACUUAACGAUUUGGACCAAAUAAAUUACGACAUCCAUGAAACCAGGAUUCUCCUCCAUUCACUCAAAACGAAGAAGAAGCACAUCGAAUUGGACAUACAAAUAGGUGAGAAGCUCUACAAAAUGGAGGAAAAAGCAGAUAUCAACACGAUGAAUGACAAAAAUAAAGAGAAACUGAAGGAGGUAGUUACUGACAUAGAGAAUGAAGAACAUAAAUUGGAAAAACUGUACAUCAGGAGAGACAUAUUCAUGAAGGAUCUAAACUUCAUCGUGAGUGAUAGCGAAAAAGAUCCCCCAGAAACGAUAAAAUUCCUCCUCCCAGAACUUAUACAAAAAACAGAUAAAAAGAAUUUAGAGAAUUUUUUGAUCGAAAUUAUGAUGGAAACGGAAAUCGAAAAUAAUGCACUAACCAACCUUAUUAAGACUUUCAAUAAAGACGUGCUCUUCUACAAAUACCACAUCAUCAACCCAUAUGACUACUUGCAGUUACCCACUGAUGAAAAAAAUAUUGAUGAAAAAUUCUCAGCCCAAGUGCAUAAAAAUUCUGAGAUGUUUGCACAGAAAUUGGAAAGCUUCCGAGUGGAGUUAAAAAAAUACAGAAAGUUGGUGAAGAACCAAGGAGGGCUCAAGCAAACAGAAGCUCUAACCUACCUUAAGAGGAACAUUGCCCAUUUGAAAAAUAUGAUCCAUUCUCUACGCAACGGAAUACAUAUAGAAGAUUUCAGUUACAUUUUGACGAGUCCGGAUUUUUUUCAAAAUAAGGGAAUUAAAAAUGAAGACAUGCAAAGCGAACAAGCACACACAUCCUUGGUGAAAAGUUAUCUUUCCUUGAACUCCCUAGGUAAGGUACUCACUGACACACAGAAUAAAGCAUUACACUUCGGCAUACAUUACAAGUACACAUCAGAUAAAGUCUUAUGGUAUCUAGCCAUCCUAAAAAAAUACAUUGAAAGAACGGAGAUGGUAUAUAAUAACUCCUACGAUGGGCAGAAGAAGUCCAGUUUAUUGUUACCAGAAUUCAUAAAAAAUAAGGCCGAUCUUGCUUUGGAACAUCCGGUCCUUCUUCAAUACGGAGGAGAUAUAUGGGAUGGCUCAUGGGGAUUUGCAUGGGGCGAAGCCGCGGACAAAAAAAAGUAUCUGCGCGUCGUGAAGAAAGAGCAGACCUAUCCAUACAAGUUGAAAGAAAUAAAGGAUGUAUAUGUUGUGGAUAAAAUUGUAAAGGAAAAACUGGUUCGAACCGGAAAGUUGGAUUCCCUCAAGGAGUACAUGCAUGUGAAGGUGUAUAACAUCGUGGAAGUGAAGGACUCACCCAUAACCCUCUUCGAUAAAGAGGAGCUGAAGCAAUUAAAGUUAUUAACUCCAGAUGGACACAUCACUCAAGGCAGUGUUAAGAAUUACCUGACCCACUUGGGGUUCAUGUCAAAAGGAGGAGCAAACGUCGAGGGAGGAACCAGUGCAGAGGAGCAUCUACCCGCCAUCCUACAAACAGCGGCGGAAUACCUAAAACAAAGUAACAUCAGUUACGAUGCCAUUUUGGAAGUACUAAAAUAUCUGAAGGCUACACCCAAUGCGAUUAACGUGCGGGACAUCAUAACCCUGAGUGAAAUAAUUUUAGACAAUUCGAAUGUUUUCUUCGUGAAGGAAGACACGCUCAGCAUCUACAUUAUAACCUUUUUAGAUCUUCUCGGGGUGCAGGUGAAUAUGGACGACAUACAGAGAAAGGACAAGAAAUCCAGAGUGAUGACUUACCUGAGCAUUUUAAAAAGUUAUUACAAGAAAGUAGAAAUUAAGGAAGAAAUAAAGAAACACGUCUUGCGCUUUCUGAGGCCCAGUGAUGCAUUCCCAACAUUAUCCUACAACCCAAAGCUGCACGAGUUCCUUCUAGGGGUUCAGCAAAGCUUGGAUGGAAACAAAAUUUUGUACGAAGCAUUUAAAAAGGAAAAUACUAAUUUUUCAACAGAACUUUUAAGCGGAAUAAAGAAAGGGAUUAGCGAUUUCAUGAAUUAUAUCUUGGCUAAAGUAGCUACAUAUAGUCCAGAGCAUUUCAAGUCCAAAUAUUAUCAUGAGCAUAAGUACAAUCAACAAGAAAUGGAAGUGUUAAGAAUUACUUCAUAUAGUACCCAAAGGAUUAAUUUCGGCACACUAAUGACACUAUUUUUUUAUUUUGUAAAUCCGGACCUCCGAAAUAUGCUGCAUGAGCAUGUCAUAAAAGCAGACUUGUCUUGUCUCGACAAAUUUUCCACCUUCGAUUUUAAGGAUAUCUUUUCCAUCACAAGUGACACCCAAUUGAUAAAACUCUUCCAUGAGAAAAUUGGACAUUUUCAAUAUGGACGUACCCAUUCAUUAGUAUACUUAUGGAGAUACUUAUUACAUCCCGAUAAUAAGGAGUUCUUUACCUACGAAAAGGUGAGUUCUGUUGUCGAAAAAUACUUCUCACACAGUGUAUUUGAUGAUAACACUCGGACCAUGCUCUCCAAAUUGGCCUAUUCCUUCCUCGCCAGAAUGUCUUACCAUACAGUGUCCUACUUUGAUAUCCAGAUAGAACAUUUAAUUGAGAAGAGCGAUAUUGAAUUGAUUUCUCUCUUCCAUAACAUAUUAAAUAAGUUAAAUUUCCUUCUAUAUUGUACGAACUCCAAACCAUACCUAGAACGAUAUGCCCCCGCGAACCUAUUGUCGUAUACCAGACCAUUCAAGUUAGAUGCACUAAAGAUCUUCCACCAGUUUGUGAAUUCCCUCCCACACUAUUUACGUUCUUACAUUGUUAACUUCUUCGAAACGGACUUCUCCGAAAUAACGGAAAACUUGAUAGUGGAUUUGUUUCACCACAUUCAGUCCUUCCUGGAAAAUGAUAGUAGCUCCUUCGAAUCGGAAAAGGAAAACAAAAUCGAGUCUUUCUUCAAAUUGAAUUAUUUCUUCACAAAAAAUAAAAAUGUUACGGAUGGAAACUAUCAAUCCAUGAUUCAGGAAGACCCGAAAUUUAAGGACGCCAAAAUUAUCUUCAACAGGAGGGUCAAAUAUGAUCAUGUUAAUAAAAAAAGUAACUACCAAGAGAAUCUUCAUUUGGCAGAUCUCAUAGAUGAACAAUCAUUUAAAAUGCUACUACAAACGCUCAUAAAAGAACAAAUAAGUUUUGAUGAAGUGAAUGAAAAAUUUAAAAAUUUCAUGAACACAAAAAAACUUGUCUUCCCAAAAUUUGAUAUCCUAAAAACCAAAAUUACAAAAACAGCAGAUGAUCUUUAUUAUCUGAAAAUUUACAAAUAUCUUUAUGAUACAUUUCAGAAAAUGCAUGUAACGCAGCCUAUCCACGAUUUGUACUUUCUAUUUAUAAAGGUUCUUCUCGAUUAUUAUGUUGCUCCCUUUAAAUUCAAGAACGAACAUGUACAGGAGGACCUGCACACAGAGCUUGCACGCAAGUACCAGAAGUAUAUAGAAUUCCUCUCGCAGCUCUUCCCUUGUCUUUUCAACUUUUACUACUAUGAUGAUACGGUUCUCUGCCAAAAUUUUGGAAACUACAGUGAGGAGGAAUUUUCCCCUGAGCAAAAAAUGUUGAAUAUUCUGCAAACCCCUUUUGUGCAACUCCCGCAGACAGUACAGAACAACCAAAUAAACUUGGAUUACCACAUAAAUGAGGAGGAUCUUUUCUUUGACUUUAUUAAAGAAUUCAUACCAGAGAGUGGAAAGAUGGACCAGAAUCAACUGAAAGUAGAAUCUUUCAAAAUCAGAUACUUCAUCACAGAAAUAUCAAAAUUUGUCAUGCGAAAAGUUAUGUCCAAGAUGCCAUCGUCAUACAUUUUUAAUAUGGGUUACAAGGACUUUUACAUAAAUGUGGAUGAUAUAGUUAACAAUUUACAGCCACUCUUCGAGCAAGUUCGAAAAGUGAAAGAACCAUCGGAUUCAGUUAAUUCCUCCUACGGCGUUAUCAGUGGAACUAUAGCAAAUUUCAUGGACACAAACAAUGCGGAAGCCUCUUCUUUCCGAUUUCAAAAUAUCAAGUUUUAUCUGAACAGCCACGUUACGCAAUUGUUCCUACAAAAUAAUAUGUCUUUUAAGUACUUCAUGGACUUCAUCAAAAAUAUUGACAAGUUCAAGACCUACUUCCCCUCCCUCUCUGAGUUGUACGUUUUCGUGGACAAGCACGUGAACAUCAUCAACGCCAUUACACACCCCAAUUUCACCGAGCGCGUCACCACACAGGGGGUAAUCCAAAUUUUCGUCGACACACUCAAGAACUUCGGUGUUGAUCUGUAUGAAAUUUAA